This is a messenger RNA of Necator americanus (New World hookworm), 1647 nucleotides long. RefSeq lists its product as uncharacterized. The record is from RefSeq and is a predicted model, not a curated record. NCBI's taxonomy places the organism in Eukaryota, Metazoa, Nematoda, Chromadorea, Rhabditida, Ancylostomatidae. Bases 1 to 1647 code for a protein of 548 amino acids. The transcript is spliced from 11 exons.
AUGCAGUGGUUGUGUGCGUUGGUCGGUGCCGUCGCCGUCAUCUCUCCGGCGACGUGCCAACACGACGCUUUUGCCCUUCCACAAGCGCCCCGCUUCGCCCCGAAGCCCACUGUGCCACCAGAGUAUUCCUCAUUCUUUGAGCUAGACGGUCAUGCUCGUGAACUCGUUGAUUCGCUGCUGGGCCCUCGUCCCGGCGGUCUAUUUCCAGAAAAGGCUUACGAAAUUGGUGCUCCCUCUGAGCCUGUAAGCAAUAAUAAGCCUGUCCACGUGCCCUCCACUCUAGAGAGAACGCUUGAGCAGUUCUUCACAGCACCUGAACCAGCCAGUGGGCAGGCCCUGCCUCCUGGCUUCGGUUCUGGAUUCGCACUUCUGAACAAUAAUAAGCCAGUCACUUCUUUCGGUUCUGGCAACACGCGUAGAGCUCCAGAGAAAAAGAACAAAGACGACUCAGUAGAGGGAUCUGGAGAAGCACCUAAGAGCUCGAUUGGCGGUAUACCUAAAGUGUUCCCAAAACUUCCCAAGGCACCCAUCGUCCAGCCACAAUCUUUCCGUAGCCGUGAGGCCGUUGUUAUUGACGACACACCAUCACUUCCACAAAUCCCUACCGCUCCGGAGGUUCCUGAAGGUGGAUUCUUACCAGCAGAAAUUCGUCGUGCUCCACAAUCUGUAUCAAAUGUAGCUUCUUCCGUUGAUGAUGAUGGAGAUGAAGGGAAUGAUGACGACGAGUUCGGUGGUCUGUCUGAAGAGUCAUCCACUUCUUCUGGUGGCCUCAUCGGAACUAUUUUCAAUCUGAUUAGCAUGACCCAGAAGAAGGCAGCUGAAUCUAAGAAUGGGAAAUCCGCAGUGGAGGACAAGAAUGCUCUGGGAAAAGCAGUGUCGAACCUUAUCGGCGGCGAAAACAGUCCACUUCCUGCAAAGAACAUGAUCUCGAACGUACUGUACAAGGCUCUGACAUCGAACAGUGUGCAGCCCAACGACACGUUAGCUGAGCACCCUGAGCUUCCUUCUCUCAAUAAUCUCACCCUAACACCUGCUCAAUCCGCUGCGAUCACUGAGAAUCUGGAAAUGGUUCAGAACUUCAUUAUUCAACCAUCUUCUCCUCUAUGCACUCACAAACCUGAACCGGUCGGCUUCGAGCUGCAGUCGUUUAUGGGCCAGUGGUAUCAGGUCGUCUACAGCCCUCCAUUGUCUGCUGGACAAUGUAGCAUGGUUGCGUACAAGAAGCUGAAUGACGUAAACAACGGAGGCCCAGGAUCGAUCUUUGAGAUAUUCGAGUACACAACCGAUGGAACACCGUACGGGAAACCAAAGAUCAGCUCUGGGUAUGCCAUGAUUAAGUCACCAGGAGAACUUAUCUACCGAACAACUUCAAAUCAGGAAGACGUUAAUGUGCACGUUCUCUACUUGGGACCAUUAAAUUCAAAUAACGAAUACGAAUACGUCAUCAUGUCAACGAACUGCAACUUCCCAUUAUAUGUGUUCGCUAGAGAUCCAGUUGUUUACAAGCAGCGUUACGAGAGCGACGUAAAUGCGGUUCUGGAGAGAAAGGGACUGGUCAACGGAAUCUCCCGCCUUCUAAACAUUGUCGCACCGGUCGAGAGUUCUCUUUGCACAUUCCCUCCUUCAUUAUUCAACAUUCAAGGUUGA